GCAGUGAGCCAUCCAGGACGAGGAGUGCUACGAGCGGCUACAUUCAACUUUACCCCCGUCCCGCGACACUCAGCACCGUCAACAGCAUCAGCACCGGUCCGGUCCUCUUGUUCAGGGUCAAGUUUGGGCUUUUGGCGGCGAAAGGCGACUUUCAGCUGCUGACCCACACGGGGCUCGGCAUGUUCGGGAGGAUGGAGGUGGAAAAGCGGACCAACAGCUUCGACUACACGGACAGGAGCAACGCCAAGUCCGUCAACGGUUUCUUUUCAGAUUCUAUUCUGGUCUUGGAUGCAGACCCGAACGACAGCGUGGGUGACCGAAACCUCGUGCAGGAACUCUGGGCCAAAGAUGAUCCGGUUGACCAGCGUACUUGCCUUAUCUGUGGGGACCGCGCCACAGGCCUGCACUAUGGCAUCAUCUCCUGUGAGGGCUGCAAGGGCUUCUUCAAACGCAGCAUCUGCAACAAGCGCGUGUACCGCUGCAGCAGGGACAAGAACUGUGAGAUGUCCCGCAAACAACGCAAUCGCUGCCAGUACUGCCGCCUGCUCAAGUGCCUGCAGAUGGGAAUGAACCGCAAGGCCAUCAGGGAGGAUGGCAUGCCAGGAGGAAGGAACAAAAGCAUCGGGCCGGUUCAGAUCACAGAAGAGGAGAUUGAGCGCAUCAUGUCCGGACAGGAGUUCAAGGAGGAGGCCCCCGACCACACUUGGGGCAACAACGGUGACAGUGACCACAGCUCGCCCAGUAACGGGGCUUCUGAGGGGAACCAGCCGUCUCCUGCCUCUACCCUGUCAUCCAAUCGCUCAGUGGAGAUGAAUGGCUACACUGCGGCUCUCAGGGACCAGUACAUAAACACGUCCAUGCCCACUCACUACCAGCUGCUGCCUCACCUCUUCAGCUACGCGGCUCAGUCGGGUCUGCUGGCCCCUCAGCCCCGCGGAGGAGGAGUCGGAGUCUACCCCCAGUCACAUCCCCUGGUCCUCCAGCUGGUGGCAGCAGAGGACCUCAGCCCCCUGGCCACACCCAUGCUCAUAGAGGACGGGUACAAGGUGACCCAGGUGGAGCUGUUUGCCCUGCUGUGCCGUCUGGCCGAUGAGCUCCUGUUCCGUCAGAUCUCGUGGAUAAAGAAGCUGCCUUUCUUCUGCGAGCUCUCCAUCGAGGACUACACCUGUCUGCUGAGCUCCACCUGGCAGGAGCUCAUCCUGCUCUCCUGCCUGACCAUCUACAGCGCUCAGAUCUUUGGAGACCUGGCCGACGUCACAGCCAAGUACACGCCGUCUGACGAGGAGCUGCAGGGCUUCAGCGAGGACGGCAUGGAGGUAAUGGAGCGCCUGAUCUAUCUGUACCGCAAGUUCCACCAGCUGAAGAUCAGUAAUGAGGAGUACGCCUGCAUGAAAGCCAUCAACUUCCUCAACCAAGAUAUCCGAGGAUUGUCCAAUGUGUCCCAGCUCGAGCAGCUGAACAAGCGCUACUGGUACGUGUGCCAGGACUACACAGAGUACAAGUACCCACACCAGCCAAAACGCUUCCCCGAAAUCAUGAUGUGUCUGCCCGAGAUCCGCUGCAUCGCCGGCAAGUUGGUGAAUGUCCCCUUGGAACAGCUCCCCCUGUUGUUCAAAGCAGUAUUGCACUCCUGCAAAACCAGCGUGAACAACUAUAGGAGCGGCCAGUCGCCCUGCGUGACCUCUGCCCCUGGAAACUAACCCCCAA
Molecule: messenger RNA, 1707 nt
Organism: Boleophthalmus pectinirostris (great blue-spotted mudskipper)
Lineage: Eukaryota; Metazoa; Chordata; Actinopteri; Gobiiformes; Gobiidae
Gene: nr6a1a
Product: nuclear receptor subfamily 6, group A, member 1a
Exons: 11
Coding region: 180-1700 (506 amino acids)
Biological process (GO): regulation of DNA-templated transcription
Molecular function (GO): zinc ion binding; DNA-binding transcription factor activity; sequence-specific DNA binding
Source: RefSeq, a predicted model, not a curated record